This is a messenger RNA of Cylindrotheca closterium, 1452 nucleotides long. The record is from the annotation of a GenBank genome assembly. Lineage: Eukaryota; Bacillariophyta; Bacillariophyceae; Bacillariales; Bacillariaceae.
AUGGCCCAAGGAUCGAUGACGACAGAUAAGAAAUCCAAAUGGUAUCAUGGUAUCUGUGGAUUGGGCCCAAAUUUUGCUAUCUUCAAUACCAGUCCAGAUUGGGUCGACAAAUCACUUCCUGCCGGCAACACGCCCCAACGCCUCGCCUCCAAGAUUGAUUGGGGAUUCCUAUUGACGGGAAAAUACAUCAUUUACAGUAUCAAUCUGGUGUGGCUGAUAAUGGCAAUUGGUGUGUACUUGGUGUUCCCGUACGACUACGAGGUUUCGAAACAUUGGGAUGCAGCCUUUGGCGAAUGGAUUGCCGUUCGGGCGCUUCUGAAUGUCUCCCUGGUUCUGAUGUACUAUGGAUAUUGGCACAUGGGUUUAUAUUGGUUUGGAUGGUCCCACCGUCCAUUCAAUCCCAACCAAGCAGAAGCUUAUCGAUGGUCCAAGCUCAUCCACAAUAUCUGGUAUUCGACGUUGGGAGCCAUUCAAUGGACUUUUUGGGAGGCGAUGAUGCUGAAUUGCUAUGCCACUGGUCGAAUGCCAUAUGUUUCCGAUCAAGAACUACUGGAUUUUCCUAUGCGGGGAAUGUUACACGUGGUGGGAUGGACUAUUGCGGUGCCCUUGUACCGCGAAGUUCAGUUUUACUUUGCCCAUCGACUGAUUCAUAUUCGAGCCUUGUAUACUUACGUCCAUUCCGUUCACCAUCGAAAUACGGAUAUCGAACCAUUCAGCGGUCUUUGCAUGCACCCAGUAGAGCACUUGUACUAUUUUACUUCCAUGGCCCCGUCUCUCUACUUUUGCACAACUCCUUUUGCCUUCGUGUGGAACGGCAUUCAUCUAAUCAUUGCACCAGGGGCGAGCCACUCUGGAUACGAAGACCAUAUCGACUCGGAUCAACAUCAUUACCUGCAUCACCGAUAUUUUGAAUGUAACUACGGUACGACGAGUUUUCCACUAGACAGUCUAUUUGGUACCUUUCGGGAGAAUCUAUCUACAAAGUCCAAGGAAUAUCAUGGAAAUGCCGAUGGAGUGGGAACCAAGACGGCUGCGACACUAGACCGCAAGGCGACGCUCCUUGAUGCACCAGAAUGGGACCAGCUUAUCUUUAAUUUGAUUUUCUGUAUCUUUUCCCCCGCUCUGUUGACGCUCGCGUUGGUGAAUGGGUCACAACUUACGAGAAUGGACUGCCACGUCUUGACAUCGAUGGUGGUUCUUGGUCCAAUGGUAGGAGCGAUGCUCUUGGUCUUGCUCAAGUCAUGGACCAAGCAUUCAUCUAAAAGGCAUUCUGAGUCAAUGCUACGGAGGGCAUUCUACCCUUUUCACAAGGAUGGUAUUCCUUCAAGCAUUCUCCACAUAGUUCUGGGAGUGGCAAUGGGGGUUGUCCCAGCUUAUCAUUUGAUACACAUGACAUUGGCUCAACCCGGUCAAGGAUUCUAUUCGCAGGUACUGGAGCCAUCAUUGUCCUAG